Messenger RNA from Porites evermanni, 420 nucleotides. NCBI's taxonomy places the organism in Eukaryota, Metazoa, Cnidaria, Anthozoa, Scleractinia, Poritidae. The record is from the annotation of a GenBank genome assembly.
UUUACUGCAGUCAGCCCGUUGCCAAUAAAGGUGUCAGCAACCAUCCGGGUAAGAAAGCGAAGAAACAUUUUGAACGACACUUCAACUGGCAUCACCAUACAUGAAGUGAGAAAAGAAAUCAGCAAACAAUUUGAACAACUGAUGCCCACCAAGUACUGUAAGUCAAGUGAGAAGGUCUGUCCUGCAGGUCCCCCCGGAUAUCCUGGUUCCACUGGAGCGACGGGACCAUGUGGCAGGAGGGGACCAAAGGGAAAGAAAGGUCCUCAAGGUCCCAUGGGACCUCCUGGAAAAUCCGGAAAAACAGGAAUAACUGGUCCUGCAGGACCGACAGGAGAAAAGAGAGAUAAAGGAGAGCCCGGCCAAAAGGCAUGCCGGGACCACCUGGAAAGCCUGGAAAAUCGAUAUCUGCUCCACAAGUGA